UUAUUUAAUUUUUAAAGACUUUUUUGGGGAGGGAGUGCCUUUUGGAAGGAGCAUCAUGUAAAAAUUGGGUUUAAUUAUUAUAUAUUGGUAAGGGGAAAAGGUUGUGUGGGUCUGGAAAGGGUUGAGCAAAGGAAGGAAAGAAGGAAAAUGGGGGAUGCUGCAGACACCAAGGAGCUGAGGAAGACCUUCAUUGUCCCGGCCAUCAAACCCUUUGACCAUUAUGACUUCGUCCGAGCCAAGAUCGCCUCCAAUCUGGCCUGGCUGGUGGCCAAAGCUUUUGGGACAGAAAAUGUACCCGAGGAGCUUCGAGAACCAUUUUAUACAGAUCAAUAUGACCAGGAACAUAUUAAACCUCCUGUUGUUAAUUUGCUGCUAUCUGCUGAACUCUACUGUCGUGCUGGGAGUCUUAUUCUGAAGAGUGAUGCUGCUAAACCACUUCUUGGCCACGAUGCUGUUAUCCAGGCCCUGGCACAAAAAGGCCUCUAUGUCACUGACCAAGAGAAACUGGUAACGGAGAGAGACUUGCACAACAAACCAAUUCAGAUGAGUGCUCAUUUGGCUAUGAUUGACACCCUGAUGAUGGCAUAUACUGUGGAAAUGAUCAGUGUGGAAAAGGUGAUUGCAUGUGUACACCAGUAUUCCUCUUUCUUCCAAGCCACAGACCUACCCUAUGACAUAGAAGAUGCUGUCAUGUUCUGGAUAAAUAAGGUGAAUGAACACUUAAAAGACAUCAUGGAACAGGAGCAAAAACUCAAAGAGCAUCAUAGUGUAGAAACUCCAGGUGGUCAAAAGUCUCCCUCCAAAUGGUUUUGGAAGCUGGUUCCUGCUCGAUACAGGAAGGAACAAGCUCUGCUUAAGCAGCUGCCCUGUAUUCCACUGGUGGAAAAUCUGCUGAAGGACGGUACAGAUGGCUGUGCUUUAGCUGCCCUGAUUCAUUUUUACUGCCCAGAUGUAGUCCGAUUGGAAGAUAUCUGUUUAAAGGAAACCAUGUCUUUGGCUGACAGCUUGUAUAAUCUGCAACUGAUACAGGAAUUUUGUCAGGAGUACUUGAACCGAUGUUGCCAUUUCACACUUGAGGAUAUGCUCUAUGCUGCUUCUUCAGUAAAGAGCAAUUAUUUGGUGUUCAUGGCAGAACUCUUCUGGUGGUUUGAAGUAGUGAAGCCUUCGUUUGUCCAGCCUCGAGUUGUAGUUCAUCCUCAAGCUGAACCUACAAAAGAAGGCUCUUUUCUUUCUGCUACAAAUGCCAAUAGAAGACAAUAUCCUGAAGGUGCACGUGAUUCUGAGCUGAUAGCCAGCAUGGAGGGCCCAACCUUUGCACCAUCUCAGCAAAUUCCUUCUGCCAGCCAUGCACAUCAACAGCCUUAUUCCUCUGUUCCAGGCAGCAUUAGAAGAUCUUCAUCAAUGUCUUAUAUGGAUGGAUAUGUAGGGACAUGGCCCAAGGAAAAAAGGUCUUCGGUGCAUGGAGUUUCGUUUGACAUUUCCUUUGAUAAAGAGGACAGCAUCCAUAUAAAAACUCCAAACAGAGGAAUUACUAGAUCUCUCAGUAAUGAAGGUCUUGCACAAAAUGCUAACCGUAUGCCAAGACAUAUUAGAAAGAACAUGUCUUUCAAGCCUGUGAAUGGUGAAGAUGAAAGUGAAGAUAUUGAAGAAGAAAAGGAUGUUGAAUUUUGUGGUGAUCUAGAGGACAAUAGCAAUCAGAGGAAUGCCAACCAAAUUAAUCCAUACAGACUACCAAAUGGAGCACUGCAAAACAGGUUGGUUACCGAUGAAUUUGGAAAUCAGAUUGAAGCACCAAGCAUUGAGCAAGCUUUGCAGAUUAUCCAUGAUAAUGAGAACUCUCCCAGUGUUACUCAGCCAGAGCAAAUUACAAAUGGGUUUUUCCUUCACAAUAAGGAGAUGAGCAUCCUAAACUCAAAUGUAAAACCCAAUCAGAAUAGUCCAGAUAUUAUUGCAGAUACUAAAGGUGCCCUUAGUCCUGUGACUGACAAUACAGAAGUGGAUACUGGAAUCCACGUCCCUUCGGACAUUCCAGAGACUAUGGAUGAGGAUUCUACUUUGAGGGAUUAUACUGUAAGCUUAGAUUCAGAUAUGGAAGAGUCGUCUCGAUUUCUACACGAAUACGAUAGUAGAGGUACCAACCAGAAGGAGCAACUGAGUCCUUGUCCAAGCUCAGUUAGCACCAAAUCGCAAGCGGGUAGCAGUGCAUCUUCAAGUUCAGGAGUUAAAAUGACCAACUUUGCAGAACAGAAAUUUAAGAAGCUAAAUCAUACAGACAGCAGAAGUAGUGGUAGCAGUUCUCAGAAAACAACCCCAGAAGGCUCUGAAUUGAACAUUCCUCACAUGGUUUCUUGGGCUCAAAUACCGGAGGAGUCUCCUGUUCCUCAGGGGAGAGAUACAACACAGUUGCUGGCCUCUGAAAUGGUGCAGCUAAAGAUGAAGCUGGAAGAAAAGAGGCGAGCAAUUGAAGCCCAGAAGAAGAAGGUUGAGGCUGCUUUCACUAAGCAGAGGCAAAAAAUGGGAAGAACAGCAUUCCUUAAUGUUGUGAAAAAGAAAAGUGAUGGAAUUUCACCACUCAGAGAGGAGGCAGCUGGAGCAGAGGAUGAGAAAGUGUUUACUGACAGCACAAAUUUGAAAGAGAAAGAAGUUCAAAAACCUGGUGAACAACUAAACAGGACUGCAGAGAUGAUAAAAACAAGCAGUGAAAAACCCCAGGUUAAAUGGCUGAAGUCCCCGAAUACUACAGGGGAUACAGAAAAGCAAUGUAAUUUGGCAAGUCCACCAGAAGAAAAUGUAAACGAAGGUGACCUUUUGGAAUAUACAAAAUCUAUUGAGAAACUCAAUUCGUCUCUGCAUUUCCUUCAGCAAGAAAUGCAACGGCUGUCCCUUCAGCAAGAGAUGCUCAUGCAGAUGAGGGAACAGCAGGCCUGGGUUAUUUCACCACCUCAGCCUUCUCCUCAGAAACAAAUUCGGGAACUCAAGUCUUCCUUGAAGUUUACUGGAUCGUCUCCUCCCAUUCCCCCAUUUUCUGUGGAAUCGCCUCGACCUUCCCACCAAUCUCCACAGACAUCUUCUAGAAAGAAUUCAUCUCUCCCUACUAAAACACAAAGGACUCCUAGACCGAAUGAUCUGAAAAUAACACCUUUGAAUCGGACUUUGACUGCACCACGAUCAGUGGAUAGUCUUCCUCGUCUGAGACGAUUUUCUCCAAGUCAGGCAUCCAUUCAGACAAGAUCAUUUGUUUAUUUUGGAGAUGAUGCUGAACGUAACCUUUCAAAGGAGGUUAAAAGUAUGACAGAAGAAGCUCCUGACAAAGAAGAAGCAACUGAAAGAGAAGGUGGAAAGAAAGCGACCAAGGAGUUGGUUGAGCAAAAACCAGAGGCGCGGCAGGUCAAGCCCUGGGAAUCUACUGUGUCUGAAGUCCUCUCGCAGCCCAUUACUGAGACUGUAUGCCUUACUCCUAGUGAAGAGCUUCUGAAUCCACCAGCGUUGCCAGUGCCUCCCCCUAAAUCAGUUAACCUCAUUGAGGUUUCCCUCACAGAUUUGAAGCCACCUGAGAAAUCAGAAGAGACAGUAGAGAAAUCAGAGGGUGAGAGUGACAAAGAACAGUUAGAGGAUGACCAAAAAUUGUGUUGUGGAUUCUUUUUUAAGGAUGAUCAAAAGCCUGAAAAUGAUAUGGCAGUGAAGCGGGCAGCAUUAUUGGAGAAGCGAUUGAGAAGGGAAAGAGAAACCUUACUUCGAAAGCAACAGUUGGAAGCAGAGUUAGAAACUAAGAAAGAAGAAACAAAGAGGAAGUCUGAGGAAGAACGUCAGAAAAAGGAAGAUGAAAAAGCAAGGCGAGAGUUCAUUAAGCAAGAAUACAUGAGGCGGAAGCAGCUGAAGCUCAUGGAAGACAUGGACAUUGUCAUCAAGCACCGCCCCCACUUAUCCAAACAAAAAAAGCCACGUCCAAAAUCCAUUCAUAGAGACCAUAUUGAGUCACCCAAAACUCCAAUCAAAGGUCCUCCAGGUUCACAACUUGACUGUGUUGUUGAUGUUGUUUCCCUCCCAUCCCCAGUGUCUAGCCUUUCUUUGGCAUCACUGAACACAGGAGACAAUGAGAGUGUACAGUCAGGCAAGAGAACUCCAAGGUCUGAGUCUGUGGAAGGAUUCUUAUCUCCAAGUCGUUGUGGUAGCCGUAACGGGGAGAAGGACUGGGAAAAUGCAUCAACAACCUCUUCAGUGGCUUCUGCUACAGAAUAUACAGGACCAAAGCUCUACAAAGAACCUAGUGCAAAAUCCAACAAGCACAUAAUUCAGAAUGCCCUAGCUCAUUGUUGCUUGGCUGGAAAAGUAAAUGAAGGUCAGAAGAAUAAAAUAUUAGAGGAAAUGGAGAAAUCAGAUGCCAACAACUUCCUAAUCCUCUUCCGGGACUCAGGUUGCCAAUUCCGAUCUUUGUAUACGUACUGCCCUGAAACUGAAGAAAUUAGUAAAUUGACUGGGAUAGGCCCAAAGUCCAUCAGCAAGAAAAUGAUUGAGGGGCUGUAUAAGUACAACUCUGAUAGGAAACAAUUCAGUAACAUACCUGCUAAAACGCUUUCUGCCAGUGUCGAUGCAAUUACCCUUCACAGCCAUUUGUGGCAAAGCAAGAGACCAGUAACACCGAAAAAACUCUUUCCUGCAAAAGCGUAGUGACUUUGGAGAAGGAUGCCUUGCUGAAGACAGUUGUGGAAAACUUUGCACUUCAUUAUUUGCUGCCUAUCAGAAAAGAGGUUCCUAUUUGCCAACAAAAUUGUGAGCUGAGAUGGGAAGAACAAGCUCUGUUAUCAUAUACAACUGGAAUGUAAACACAGUAUUGGAGACUUACAGCAAAUGAACAUUUAAGGGAUUCAUGCAUUCAUGUGCUCAUGAAAGCUUGAGUUGCCAGUGCAGAUAGGUUUGUGCUUACACAACAUUUAAAGAGGGUUUGUUUUGGUUUUAAAACACUGAAUUGUUGAAUGUUUGCAAUCUGCAGUGACUGAAAUUAAAGCAUUUUUACAUGUAUUGCCUUAUACUUUGGUGUAUUAAGCUUGUUUUGGAAUUUGCAUUUGCUUGUUAUAACUUGACCAGAGAAAUUUCUGUCUUGAUUUGCUGUGUCAUUAAACUGUUAGUGCCCACAGUUAACAAAGGGCAAUUUAUUUUGCAAUGAAAUAGUAUUAUCUAUACAUUUUUUGGCUCUCAUUUGAUCCAAGGGAAAGUUCAGGAAGCUUCCUAGUAGAGAAUAUCCAGGAUUAAAUGUUGUUAGCAUAUUUUAAAUUGUGAUCAGGAAAUGUGAUGUCUGACAUUCUGCAAAGAGGAUCAGAAAGAUACCAUUGUUGUAAGAAUUUAAAAAUCAACCAUGGCUCUUAUCUAGGGAAGCAUGAACUGAGAGCUUUGUAUGCACUGGUGCUUUUUCUCCUUUUUUUCCUCUUUUCUUUCUGUGUCUUUUUUAAACAGGGAUCCUCCUUACAGUUCUGCCCAAGCAGCUUUUCAAAUAGCACCCUGAAAUGUUAGUAGCUCAGGAGUGCUAUAUGGUUUUACGAAACACAUGCAAAUAAAACACCAUUACUAAACACAUGCACCAUUACUAAACACAUGCACACAUGUAAGGUGGCUCCUGGGAAUGGGUCCAUGUGUUGCUUCAUUUCAGAAUGCUAAACAAAACAGUAGUAACUAUGCUAAAACUGUACAUUUCAUGUGAGUCCUUUUGCGAAACUUAAAUAGGAAUUUAUCUAGGAGUAUCUAGUUAUGAAAGCUAUUCUGAUAUGUUACCAGGAUGCUACCCAACCAUAUGGACCAAAGAAAAUAUUCUUCAUAGAUACACAAGAUACUGAUUUAAUUUUAUUAAAUGUAAAAACAGAAUUAAUUGGGAUACAUAACAUUUGGAGAAUGGCAAAGAUAUACAGUGUAUAGUAAUGUUAACAGUUAAUUACAUUAAUUAGUAGGGCAUGUUUUCAGUAUUUACGAAGGGCUGCACAUCUCUUUAUGUUAGAAAAGCCAUUUUUGCUUGGAAAUUUUUAACUUUUUUUUAAGGAUCCUACUAAGGAUAGCAAGCUAUGUUUCAGCAGGUAAAGAAAUACUAACUUGAAACCUACUGUUAUUUUUAUGAGUGUUUUUUUCUCUUAACCUUUGUACACCGGAAGACUUAGUUUGGGGGUGGGAGGGGAACUAGGUAGAACCUCAUUCUCAGGAAAAGACUUGAAUUAUUGAUAACCUUGUUCCGUUUUGUUGUUGUGAAAAGUGUUGGAACAUAAAGACAGUAUUAAACUAGCUGUCGAAAGGAUAUACUUUAAUAAGUGUUCUGCAAAGGAGUAUUGAAAAACUCUGUGCACUUCUCCCACUGACCUGCUUGAUUUGGAGAAGUGAUAUUUCACUACAGUCUGCUUGUGUUCUUUAUAUAGAUGUACAGGAAUGGGAAGUCCUUAAAUAAUUUAGAGAACAACACUUUUUUAAAUUAUUAAAAGGCCUUAGGCAUUAAUGCAUCUGGGUUGUUUAUCAACAUUUUCUCAGAAAUGCAGUCAAUAUUUUACUGUAAUUUAUGUCCCUAUAUAUAUGUAUAUUUGUUAAAACUGUAAAAAAAAUAUCCCCAACCCUCCUGUUUAAUAGAUACGUGACUCACAUCUAUUUGUGGUUAGCUGAUUCCUACUGUUUGCAUGUAUAUGAACCAGGAUAUCUAACUCACUCCCUAUUUUGAGUGUAAACACAGUGUGCGUGUGUGUAUACAUACAUAUGUAUGUAUAGGAGAUAGAAAGUCUAUACCUUCUACCAUCUAGGCUUAUCCUCCAAUGAAUGGCAUAGGCUAAACAUUUUGCACAUCAAUGUAAACGUAAAUCUAAAUUAAAGCCAGCCUAGUGCACCUAUGGUUGGAGAAAGCUACUAGGACAUAAAUGAGAUAGAUGAACACAAAAAUCACAUGAAAGGUUUUUGACUAAACUACAUGUUCUUGCUAAAAGAGAAAUGUAAUUUAUAGUUGUGUACCAUCUCCUGAAUAAUGUACAUCUGUCCAAACAGGAUGGUUUGUAAAAUGUGACAAGAAGGGUUCACUUUAAAUUAUUGAAUGUAUCAUGAAUUUUGCCUACAGUUCAGAAAAAGAGGUCUGUGCAGUGUCUAACGGUAGAAUGUGAAUAAUACAAUUAAACUGAAACUGUUGGGAUUAGAAGCUUACAACAUGCUAAGAAAGCAUGGACAAGGGUUUUGUUGUUCUAAGCUUGCAAAUUUCCUAAUGACAAUGUAUCUUCAUUUAGGAUCUUGUUCAGGAAAAGAGAAGACUUUUGUGAAGAAACCCAGUGUUUAUCAGUUACUUUAUCAGAACACACUGGUGCUUUCAGUAGAGGGAGGGGGUAUUUUUAAUUGUUUAUAUGACAGAAUUUGCCAAACAUCCUUAUGUACCGGCCAGGUGUCCAGUGUUCAGACUCCAACAGUCAUUGCGACUACUGAACCAGUAUUUUUGGAUGACUGCUGGGUUGUUUUAAUGCUUUGGCUGUUUAAAGCCAAAUCUUGUUUAUUUAUAAUUUAAAUGGGCACCGUCCGUUGAGAAAUGUACAGUGUCUUGUGUGCUUACUUGUCCACUUUUGUGGAGCAUUGCUACUUUUUUUCUUCUUCUUCAGAUGCUGUGCUGUAAGAUAUUGUCAUAUAGCUCCUUACUUAGUACAGUGUAGUUCUUCCCUUCCAUCUAAAUAAAAGGCAUG
Messenger RNA from Sceloporus undulatus (fence lizard), 7682 nucleotides. RefSeq names its product calmodulin regulated spectrin associated protein family member 2 (gene CAMSAP2). The record is from RefSeq and is a predicted model, not a curated record. The coding region runs from base 148 to 4668 and encodes 1506 amino acids. Gene Ontology annotation, cellular component: microtubule minus-end. The transcript is spliced from 18 exons. Gene Ontology annotation, biological process: cytoplasmic microtubule organization; negative regulation of microtubule depolymerization; neuron projection development. Lineage: Eukaryota; Metazoa; Chordata; Lepidosauria; Squamata; Phrynosomatidae. Gene Ontology annotation, molecular function: spectrin binding; microtubule minus-end binding; calmodulin binding.